Messenger RNA from Vitis vinifera (wine grape), 3849 nucleotides. Its product is annotated as probable disease resistance protein At1g61300. Lineage: Eukaryota; Viridiplantae; Streptophyta; Magnoliopsida; Vitales; Vitaceae. The transcript is spliced from 2 exons. Bases 375 to 3119 code for a protein of 914 amino acids. Gene Ontology annotation, molecular function: protein binding; ADP binding. The record is from RefSeq and is a predicted model, not a curated record.
GUGUAUGCAUAGAAUUAUCAUGGGCACAGUGCGGGGGGCCCAUCUCUUUCCCAAAAGGAAGACAGAAUAAUUGAGCGACCCAGCUUAUGAUAUGAUAUUGCAUCAGGUUAACUUCACCCCAGUCUCAGCCUCUUUGAAUUACCAAACCCUAUUCUCUUCUCUCUUUACUGCUAAUCCUCAUCUCUUUUCCUCUUACUGUGCUCUCCUGAAACUUUUGUAGAUGGUGGCAUAGCUACCUAUACUGAAGUUUUAACUCCGGAGUUUUUGAUUGACAAGGGCAGUGAUUCAUCUGCUCCCUGUACUGCAAACUAUCCCCUCUUUCUUCUAUCUUUGGCUCAACUUCAGUCCUUUUUUCCUUUGAUUUCCCGAAAGCUAUGGAGUUCCUGAGCUCAAUCGUGGGUCUGAUCCCCUGUUUCUAUGAUCACACCUCCGAGCAUACGGUCUACAUUCGUGAUCUGAAAAAAAAUCUCCAAGCCUUGAGCAAGGAAAUGGCGGAGCUCAACAACUUGUAUGAAGAUGUGAAGGCAAGGGUUGAAGGUGCAGAGCAACGACAGAUGAUGCGCAGAAAGGAAGUGGGUGGCUGGAUCUGUGAAGUAGAAGUCAUGGUGACGGAAGUUCAAGAAAUUCUGCAAAAGGGUAAUCAAGAAAUCCAGAAGAGAUGUCUCGGAUGCUGUCCUAGGAAUUGUUGGUCAAGCUACAAGAUUGGGAAGGCAGUAAGCGAAAAGCUGGUUGCUGUAUCUGGUCAAAUCGGCAAAGGACAUUUCGAUGUUGUAGCCGAGAUGCUGCCUCGUCCUCUAGUAGAUGAGCUGCCCAUGGAGGAGACUGUGGGCUCAGAAUUGGCGUAUGGCAGAAUCUGUGGGUUUCUCAAAGAUCCACAAGUGGGAAUUAUGGGAUUAUAUGGAAUGGGGGGUGUGGGCAAAACCACCCUCUUGAAGAAAAUCAACAAUGACUUCCUCAUUACAUCCAGCGAUUUUGAUGUUGUAAUUUGGGAUGUAGUGUCAAAACCGCCCAGCAUUGAAAAAAUUCAGGAAGUUAUUUGGAAUAAAUUACAAAUCCCACGUGAUAUAUGGGAAAUUAAAAGCACUAAGGAGCAGAAGGCUGCAGAAAUAUCGAGAGUUCUGAAAACAAAGAAGUUCGUGUUGUUGUUGGAUGACAUUUGGGAGAGACUUGAUCUGCUAGAAAUGGGGGUCCCGCAUCCCGAUGCUCAAAAUAAAUCCAAGAUAAUUUUCACGACCCGGUCACAAGACGUGUGCCACCGAAUGAAAGCUCAGAAGAGCAUAGAAGUGACGUGUUUGUCAUCAGAAGCAGCUUGGACUUUGUUUCAGAAGGAGGUAGGAGAAGAAACAUUGAAGUCUCAUCCACAUAUACCGAGGCUUGCAAAGACUGUUGCUGAAGAGUGCAAAGGUUUACCUCUCGCUUUGAUUACUCUAGGGCGAGCCAUGGUGGCUGAGAAAGAUCCCUCAAAUUGGGACAAGGUAAUACAAGUUUUGAGCAAAUUUCCAGCUAAAAUUUCAGGUAUGGAAGAUGAAUUGUUUCAUAGAUUAAAAGUCAGUUAUGAUAGAUUGUCUGACAAUGCCAUCAAAUCUUGUUUUAUAUAUUGUUCCUUAUUCUCUGAAGAUUGGGAGAUUUCAAAGGAAGUCCUUAUAGAAUAUUGGAUAGGAGAGGGAUUUUUGGGUGAAGUUCAUGACAUACAUGAAGCACGUAAUCAAGGGCAUGAAAUUGUUAAAAAAUUAAAGCAUGCAUGUUUAUUGGAGAGUUGCGGCUCGAGAGAACAAAGGGUUAAGAUGCAUGAUGUGAUCCAUGACAUGGCUUUAUGGUUAUAUUGUGAAUGUGGGGAGAAGAAGAACAAAAUUUUAGUAUACAAUGAUGUUUCUAGGUUGAAGGUAGCUCAAGAAAUUCCAGAAUUGAAAGAGACAGAGAAGAUGUCAUUAUGGGAUCAAAAUGUUGAAGAGUUCCCUAAAACAUUGGUGUGUCCCAAUCUUCAGACUUUAAAUGUAACUGGUGAUAAGUUGAAGAAAUUUCCAAGUGGAUUCUUUCAAUUUAUGCCUCUAAUAAGAGUUUUGGAUUUGUCAAAUAAUGAUAAUUUCAAUGAGUUGCCUACUGGAAUUGGUAAAUUGGGCACCUUGAGAUAUCUUAAUUUGUCAUCCACAAAAAUAAGAGAGUUGCCUAUUGAACUUUCAAAUUUGAAAAACCUAAUGACUUUGCUUUUGGCGGAUAUGGAAUCCUCUGAAUUAAUUAUUCCGCAAGAAUUGAUAUCAAGUCUUAUAUCUUUAAAGUUGUUCAACAUGAGCAAUACCAAUGUCUUAAGUGGAGUUGAAGAAAGCUUGCUAGAUGAGUUGGAGUCCUUGAAUGGCAUCAGUGAGAUAAGUAUCACCAUGUCUACUACUCUUUCAUUCAACAAAUUAAAGACUAGUCACAAAUUGCAAAGGUGCAUAAGUCAAUUCCAGUUGCAUAAAUGUGGAGAUAUGAUCUCACUUGAACUAUCGUCUUCGUUUUUGAAAAAAAUGGAGCAUUUGCAACGGCUUGAUAUAUCUAAUUGCGAUGAAUUAAAAGACAUAGAAAUGAAAGUGGAAGGAGAAGGGACACAAAGUGACGCAACUCUCAGAAACUACAUUGUUGUAAGGGAGAACUACUUUCACACCCUUCGUCACGUAUAUAUUAUUCUUUGUCCAAAAUUGUUGAACAUAACAUGGCUUGUUUGUGCUCCAUAUCUUGAGGAACUUAGCAUUGAAGAUUGUGAAUCAAUAGAACAAUUGAUAUGUUAUGGAGUAGAGGAAAAAUUGGACAUAUUCUCAAGGCUCAAAUACCUCAAGCUCGAUAGGCUGCCAAGAUUGAAGAACAUCUACCAGCAUCCGCUGCUCUUUCCCUCACUUGAAAUCAUCAAGGUGUAUGAUUGCAAACUCUUAAGGAGCCUCCCAUUCGAUUCCAACACUUCAAACAACAAUCUUAAGAAAAUUAAAGGAGAGACAAGCUGGUGGAAUCAGUUGAAAUGGAAAGAUGAAACUAUCAAGGACUCUUUUAUUCCAUAUUUCCAAGUCCAUGAAGCUGAAGCAUAUUUUGCAGAGGAGUCUGAAACUAGCAGCAUAGAUGAUAGGCAAGAACAGCUGAUAUCAAAUUAAUUUCUAUCCAUCUUUCAGGGUUGGUGCUUGUUCUAGCAGUUAAGGCAACAACCGGGUUUUGAUCUUCUUUAUAUAGACUGUGUUGCUGCUGUUUUUGCUGAUUGGAGAUGUCCUGCUCUUUUUCCUUCUACUUGGCAUCUGGGUUUAGUCUGAGGUCUCUAGUAUGUUUUAUCAGGGAGGCGUAAAUGCUGAUUCUCAUAGCAUUGAUCUUUCAUGCUGCUGAGACUGCUGGGAAGGUUGGUGUACUUAUGAUGGUCGCAACAUCCUUUUUGUUUCUGGAUCUCAGGAAUUGGAUUCCGUGGGCUGCCUUUGGCUUUUGAUGUGGGGUGGGUCUUGUUUUGUUGAUUUGUUGAGGCUGGUGCAGUGUGGUGGUGGGUUUGAAGCUGCUAGUAUGCUGCUGCUGGGUCAAUGUCGAUGAGAUAUGGAAAUGCUUUUGGCUCUUUGGGCUUCUGCUGGUUGAUUAUGUUUCCCCUGCUUACACAUGUAUUAUCACCAGAUCCUAUGUGAAGAUGGGAUGGAUUGUUUUAAUAAUGAUGGUGUGUGUGUGAUAUAAUCCCAUCAACAUAGCCACAUGCUUUGGUUCAUAUACCCGAGCACCACUUACUUCCUUGAGUUUGAUAUCCCACUGCCAAGUGUGUUGUCCAUAAUGUUGUAGGAAGAGUGUAAAUAAUUUUUAUUUUUAUUUUUGGGAAUUAUUUUUAAUUUAUUUUAUUUUAUUCUAUUAGUCUUA